UACUCUCGAUUCCAGUUUGUUCCAGACCAUCGCAAUUUCGAAUUGCUGCAUUACGCAAAAGUGGAAAGCUAAGUACGAUUGUAACUGUUGUUUGCGUUAGAAAGAGUGCGAAGUUUGAUCAACUGUUGUUCGUUAAAGUUAUUAGAAGUGGUUGAGCUCCUGAAAUGGGUACCCGUGUAUACAUUGGAAGAUUGAGUUAUGACUGUCGAGAGAGAGAUUUAGAAAAGUUUUUCAAAGGAUAUGGAAAAAUUCGUGAAAUACUAAUAAAAAAUGGCUUUGGAUUUGUUGAAUUUGAUGAUUAUCGAGAUGCUGAUGAUGCAGUGUAUGAAUUAAAUGGAAAAGAUUUGUUGGGAGAAAGAAUGCAUGUAGAGAUUGCCCGAGGUCCAAGGAGCAGAGAUGACUCCUGGAACUCUUGGCAUAGAAAUAGGAAUAGGCGACCUAUGCGUAGGUGGGGCAGAAAAGAAAAAUAUGGUCCUCCAACUAGAACAGAAUAUCGUUUGAUAGUGGAAAAUUUAAGCAGCAAAGUUAGCUGGCAGGAUUUGAAAGAUUACAUGCGUCAGGCUGGAGAUGUAACAUAUGCUGAUGCUCAUAAACAAAGACGAAAUGAAGGGGUUGUGGAAUUUGCAUCGUAUUCAGAUAUGAAAAGUGCAUACAAUAAGCUGAAUAAUACUGAAUUAAGUGGACGAAGAAUUAGACUUGUUGAAGAUAGACCUCAUCGUGGCAGAAGAUCACGUUCAAGAUCCAGCUCGAGAUCACGUUCAAAAAGCCGUAGUCGAACUAGAUCCCGCAGCCCCCACAGCCGAAGUAGAAGUCGCAGCAAAAGUAUCAGUAAAUCGCGCUCUAGAUCACCUACUCGAUCUAGAUCUCGUUCCAAGUCACCGGCAAAGUCUGCUUCCAAAUCACCUUUAAAAGAAGAGACUAGACAAUCCAAGAGUAGGAGUAGAAGCAGAAGCAGGAGCAAAAGUCAUGAAAAAUCAGCUAGCCAGUCUCGUUCACCAUCUAGAAGCCCAAAGGUUGAAGAAAAGAUUGAAGAGAAUGAAGAAUGAUUUUUCAUAAAAGUUGCAUAAAAUAUCUGUAAAUAUUUUUAAUUUGGUUUAUCAGGUUCUUGAUAAAUAUGUUAUACUUCAUGUUGAAAUGAAAGAUUGAAAUAUUUCCUGUAUGAUUGCUUCAUGUAUGCAAAAUUGACAAUUCAGCAAUAAAGUAAUUCAUGCAGAU
Messenger RNA from Stegodyphus dumicola, 1215 nucleotides. Its product is annotated as serine/arginine-rich splicing factor 4-like. Gene Ontology annotation, cellular component: cytoplasm; nucleus. The record is from RefSeq and is a predicted model, not a curated record. Lineage: Eukaryota; Metazoa; Arthropoda; Arachnida; Araneae; Eresidae. Gene Ontology annotation, molecular function: mRNA binding.